AUGGAAGCCAUUGGAGCGGUAUCAUCAAUAUUCGCGAUCUAUAACCAGCUAGAGAAAUGUGGUAAACGAUUGCACCGCCUCAAGCAUACCUUCCAAUUCGCCAAGCAAGAGGUCAAUCUUCUCGCAGAUGAGGUAUCCGCUUGCAAGAGCCUGUUUGGGAUAUUCAGCCAUAUUAGUGGCCCUCUGGACAACAGGGUCAUGAAACUCGCUCGCCAGCAAAAGCUGGAAGAGACUCUCAAUUCCCAAGCCACUUUCGCUUUUGGACAAAUCGGUGAAAUUUUUCUGAAGCUUGGGCCUUUAAGAAAACAAAGCAAUGCUAGUCGAUUUGAACAGCUUAUCGCAAAGCUUCGGUGGCACUGGAUGAAGGAUGAGGUCCAGCUUCCCCUUAUCACGCUGGCCAGUUUCAAAAUGACGCUAACAGCGCUUAACUGUCUGCUCAUUCUCGAUUUCCGUUUGAGAGAAAUGAAGAAACCAUCUGUCUCAAAAAGCGAAAUGAAAUCUCUCAAGAUGCAAAUGUGA
This is a messenger RNA of Penicillium roqueforti, 519 nucleotides long. RefSeq lists its product as uncharacterized. Lineage: Eukaryota; Fungi; Ascomycota; Eurotiomycetes; Eurotiales; Aspergillaceae. The transcript has a single exon. The record is from RefSeq and is a predicted model, not a curated record. Bases 1 to 519 code for a protein of 172 amino acids.